This is a messenger RNA of Vigna radiata var. radiata (mung bean), 1379 nucleotides long. RefSeq names its product transcription factor bHLH36. The record is from RefSeq and is a predicted model, not a curated record. The coding region runs from base 305 to 1096 and encodes 263 amino acids. Gene Ontology annotation, biological process: regulation of transcription by RNA polymerase II. The transcript has 4 exons. Gene Ontology annotation, cellular component: RNA polymerase II transcription regulator complex. Gene Ontology annotation, molecular function: protein dimerization activity; DNA-binding transcription factor activity, RNA polymerase II-specific; RNA polymerase II transcription regulatory region sequence-specific DNA binding. NCBI's taxonomy places the organism in Eukaryota, Viridiplantae, Streptophyta, Magnoliopsida, Fabales, Fabaceae.
GUCAAAGUAGAAAGUCGGAACAAAAAUUUGGUAUGUAAAUCAAACAAGUUUCAAAGUAGGCUAUGUUUAAAAUUUGAUGAUCCAUCAAAGUAGUGCAAACACCAUACCCCACAAGAUAAUAUUAACUAAUAAGAGAAAGACAAAAGAGCAAAGAAAAUAGAAACAAGAACGUUGAUAUGGCAGGUAAGAUGGAUUCUUAUCUUAUGCGGGUGGGGAUUUGAGGAUCCUAGGAUAUAUAUUAGUCAAACGGGAAUCGAUCACAAACCCUAAUUACCAAACCUUUGAGUGCCCCAACCAGAUUACGAUGAAUCCUUUACACCCUACUGAUGAGUUGUACUUUCAGAUUACAACUGAUAAUUACUAUUCCCAACCAAUCCAAACAACCCCUCCAGAAAAUCAGAUCUUCUAUGAUCCUGUGCUCGAUGGUAGUGCUCCCAUUCCCUGUACAGCUCAAAUGGGCACUACCAAGGGCGAGCAGAGAGGAAAGUUACCAGCUUGGACAAAGGAAGAUUAUAAGACCACCACCAUGGAUGAAAACAAGAGGUGGAUGCAUAGAGAGACUGAAAAACAAAGAAGGCAAGAAAUGACCAGGCUUUGCACCGACUUUAGAUCUCUUCUGCCUCUUCAAUAUAUCAAGGGAAAACGCUCAAUUUCUGAUCACAUGCAUGAGGGUGCAAAUUACAUCAAACACCUUGAAAAUAAAGUGAAAGAGUUGCAAGCUAAGAGAGACGAGUUUAAGAAGUCGUCCAAUUUGAGUCCUGUUGUUGUUUCUGAUAGUGGAAGCUUUAGCACUACAGAUCUUCCAAUAUGUGUCAUUGUUCAUCCUUUUCCGGGAGGUAUUCAGAUUAAGUGUAGUUACAGCUUCAGAAAAUAUGUCUUUCCUUUGUCAAGAGUGAUAGAUAUGGUGCUUAAAGAAGGGCUUGAUGUUGUCAACUGUACCUCCACCAAAACAGAUGACAGCUUCAUACACACUAUCCGAAUAGAGGUUCCACAUACGAUGACUGGGACUAAUUACACUGAACUGCAAAAGAAGCUUGUCGAAGCGAUAUCAUCUUCAUGUUCGGAGGAGAUACUAUCUGAAUCUGAAAACUGCUGAUAUCUUGUGAAAGAUGUACUGUGUGCUGAUAUUUCUGAUCUGGACAAUUAACUUCAGUCGUGUGUACAUGCUAUUAUUGUACCACUAGUAGCUGGUUGUCAUGUCCAUUGGAACACUCUGAGGCGAAUCCAGUUGAAUGAGUAAAGUUCAAAAAUGGCAACGGUAUUCCAUGAGCUCGUUUAGUUUCUUUUCUAGUGGAAAUCAGAACCAUGUCAUGCAUUGUAGUUGAAUGUUAUGCAAUCACUCUGACUAGUAACGUCUUGCAUUACUUUCUGGUUUUGAA